Lytechinus variegatus (green sea urchin) is the source of this 5764-nucleotide messenger RNA. Its product is annotated as brefeldin A-inhibited guanine nucleotide-exchange protein 1-like. Gene Ontology annotation, molecular function: guanyl-nucleotide exchange factor activity. NCBI's taxonomy places the organism in Eukaryota, Metazoa, Echinodermata, Echinoidea, Temnopleuroida, Toxopneustidae. The record is from RefSeq and is a predicted model, not a curated record. The transcript has 36 exons. Gene Ontology annotation, biological process: regulation of ARF protein signal transduction. The coding region runs from base 138 to 5552 and encodes 1804 amino acids.
GGGCGAUGUCAUCGAACAUGGCGAAAGGAUACACGUAUGUCCGUCAAUAAACGCUACAGAAUUGGUACAUGUUUUCUUGUUUUCCACGAUAAUCACCUAUUUUUCUUGGAUAACCGAAAGACAAGGGAGCCAGAAAUAUGGCGGAACAUUCCCAAGGAAGAGACAUGUUUCUUAGACGGGCCCUCGAAAAGAUCCUGAACGAUAAAGAGACGAAGAAAUCUUACAACUCGCAGCUGAAAAAAGCCUGUGAAGUGGCACUAGGUGAAAUAAAAGCCGAGUUGCAGAGUGGAAGCGCGGAAUCCUCUCCCAUCAAGGCAGCCUCCUCUGCCCUCCCUCUGCCAAAGAGCAACAUCAAUUCCAUCGCAGCGGACCGACACUUCCUACCCUUUGAGCUCGCCUGCCAAUCAAAAUCAGCUCGGAUCGUGAAUACUGCCCUCGAUUGUCUGCAGAAACUGAUAGCAUAUGGUCACCUGACAGGGGAGGGGCCUGACAGCACUACUCCGGGGAAGAAACUGAUCGAUAGAAUAGUAGAGACGAUCUGCGGUUGUUUUAUAGGAACACAGACUGAUGAAGGUGUCCAACUUCAGAUUAUCAAAGCCCUGCUCACAGCGGUCACCUCACCGACAUGCGAGGUGCACGAGGGCACCCUACUCCAGGUGGUACGCACAUGCUAUAACAUCUACCUGGCCAGUAAGAACCUGAUAAACCAGACCACCGCCAAGGCCACCCUCACUCAAAUGCUCAACGUUAUCUUCUCUCGCAUGGAACAACAAGCCAUUUAUGAGGCUAAACUAAAAGCUGAUGAGCCAGGAAAGGAAGAUGAGGAGAAAGGUGGAUCUGGUGAUGGUGCCAAGGAGGCGGAGUCUGAGGUGAAACUGACCAAUGGGACGCCAGAGGGUCUCGACCUGGAUGUAGAUGCUGAGGAUACAACAGAUGGUCCAAGUAAUUCAAAAAAGACAGAAGAGAGUACUACUACUGCUGAGAAUGGGGAAGAUGUAGAGAGUAUUGUCAAGGAAAUCAUGGAUGAUCUUUUGAAAUCAGUUGAUCUUGGCGGUACACAAGAUGUCAAGACACCAGACUCCAUCACAAGCACCAGUUUAUCUGGGGCUCCCUCUAUAGGUUCACUAAAGACACCGAGCACCGCGUCCACCCCGAGUAUCCCUCCUAUCGGCGAUGACGACCUCGACAAUGAGCCGUUCUCUCACAUCCUCCAGAAGGAUGCAUUCCUGGUUUUCAGAUCGCUCUGUAAGCUCUCCAUGAAGCCGCUGCCGGACGGACAUCCAGAUCCUAAAUCCCAUGAGCUUCGGUCUAAGAUCCUCUCCCUCCAGCUACUCCUGUCCGUCCUCCAGAAUGCUGGAGCAGUCUUCAGGACCAAUGAGAUGUUUAUCACAGCUAUAAAGCAGUACCUAUGUGUGGCCCUUUCUAAGAAUGGGGUGUCGUCAGUACCAGAAGUCUUUGAGUGCUCUUUGGCCAUUUUCCUGACUCUUCUCAGUCUCUUCAAGACACAUCUGAAGAUGCAAAUCGAGGUAUUUUUCAAGGAGAUCUUCUUGAAUAUCCUUGAGACCCCGACUAGUAGCUUUGAGCAGAAGUGGAUGGUGGUCCAGGCACUGACAAGGAUAUGCGCAGAUGCCCAGUGUGUGGUGGACAUAUACCUCAACUACGACUGUGACCUGUCCAGUGCCAACAUCUUUGAGAGGCUGGUCAACGACCUGUCCAAGAUCGCUCAAGGUCGACAUGCCAUCGAGCUCGGAGCAACACCCCAGCAGGAGAAGAGGAUGAGAGUAAAGGGAUUAGACUGCCUCGUCUCUAUCCUCAAGUGUAUGGUGGAGUGGAGCAAGGACCUCUAUGUUAAUCCUAAUCUGCAAGCUAAUCUAGGUCAAGAGAAAGCUGUAGGAAUGGACCAAACGGAUGCUGACAGCGGGAAGGGUACCAUGACCAGCUGCGGCAGCCAGAACUCCCUAAACUCCACGCCAUCAGGCUCUCUAGGAGCUGUCAACCUCAACUCAAGCCAGACCCUGCCCUCAGACAGCCCUGAGCAGUUUGAGACGAUCAAGCAACAGAAGGAAAUCAUGGAACAGGGAAUUGAAAUAUUCAACAAAAGGAAACCAAUCAAAGGCAUACAGUAUCUACAGGAACAUGGAUUGCUCGGAAAGAGGCCCGAAGACAUUGCAAGGUUCUUCCACAAAGAUGAAAGAUUAGAAAAGACUGUAAUUGGAGAGUUCAUGGGCGAGAGAGACCUGUUCAACAAAGAAUGCAUGUACGCGUACGUGGAUGAGUUCGACUUCACCGGCGUCGACUUUGUGGGGGCGCUUCGCAUGUUUCUUGCCGGCUUCCGCCUUCCGGGGGAGGCCCAGAAGAUCGAUCGUAUGAUGGAGAAGUUUGCUUCUCGCUACUUCGAGGACAACCCCACGCAGGGUAUCUUUGCCAGUGCGGAUGCUGCGUACGUGCUGGCCUACUCCAUUAUCCUUCUGACUACAGAUCUACAUAGUUCACAGGUGAAGAAGAAGAUGUCGAAGGAGGAGUACAUCCGGAUGAACCGCGGUAUCAACGACCAGAAAGACCUUCCUACAGACUACUUGUCCGAUAUCUAUGAUGAGAUCGCUGGAAAUGAGAUCAAGAUGAAGACUGCAAGCAACAAACCAAACCCAAAGACAUCAGCUGUGACAAGUGAGAAACAGAGGAAAUUGUUUUACAACAUUGAGAUGGAUGCUAUAUCAUCGACAGCCAAGAGUUUGAUGGAGAGCGUUAGCCAUGUACCGUCCAGCUUUACUAGUGCUACCCAUUUAGAACACGUCAGGCCAAUGUUUAAGGAGGCAUGGACACCCUUCUUAGCUGCCUUCAGUGUCGGCCUCCAGGACUGUGACGAUCCCGAGAUCGCCAACCUUUGCCUCAACGGCAUCUGCUGCGCCAUUCGCAUCUCCUGCAUCUUUCACAUGGAGAUGGAGCGGAAUGCCUACGUCCAAGCCCUCUCCAGGUUCACUCUCCUCACCACAAACUCAUCCAUAGUCGAAAUGAAGACUAAGAACAUUGAAACAAUUAAGACAUUGAUCACUGUCGCACAUACAGACGGCAACUAUCUAGGAAAAUCGUGGCUUGAGAUGCUGAAAUGCAUCUCACAGUUAGAGCUAGCUCAACUCAUUGGCACAGGGGUCAAGACAAAGUUCUUAUCAACGACAUCAUCAGGGUCAAUGGGGUCAGGCGGUCAAAGUAGUACGGUCAUGGUCGGGUCAAGUCCGGGUCAUCAGAAUGACAUGCUGGAGUCGGGCGACAUUCCAUCUCGAAUGGCCAAUCUCGAUCAGAAGCAGAUUGCUAGUUUACAGGAAGCCAUGAACAAGACGUCUACCCAGAGGUUUGUUGUAGCCGUGGACAGGAUAUUCACCAGCUCGACCAGACUAGAUGGGGAUGCUAUAGUUGACUUUACGGAGGCCCUGUGUCAGGUAUCGAUGGAGGAGCUUCAGUCACCGACCGGUCCAAGGAUGUUCAGUUUAACCAAGAUAGUAGAGAUCUCAUACUACAACAUGGGACGUGUCAGGAUGCAGUGGUCCAGGAUAUGGUCUGUCCUGGGUAACCACUUCAACAAGGUUGGAUGUAACCCUAAUGAAGAUGUAGCCUUCUUUGCAAUCGACUCUCUCCGUCAACUCUCCAUGAAGUUCUUGGAGAAAGGAGAACUGCCAAACUUCAAGUUCCAGAAAGAUUUCUUGAGGCCUUUUGAAUAUAUCAUGAAGAGGAAUAAAUCACCUACCAUUCGGGACAUGGUGGUGCGGUGCAUAGCUCAGAUGGUCAACUCCCAAGCAGGAAACAUCCGUUCUGGUUGGAAGAACGUCUUCUCCGUUUUCCAUCUCGCUGCCUCAGACCAAGAGGAGGGCAUCGUUGAACUAGCAUUCCAAACAACAGGCAAUAUCAUAUCAUCAGUAUUUGAGAAGUACUUCUCAGCGACCUUGGAUUCCUUUCAAGAUGCCGUCAAGUGUCUGUCGGAGUUUGCCUGUAACGCCGCCUUCCCCGACACAAGCAUGGAAGCAAUACGACUUAUCAGGAAUUGUGCCAAAUACGUCAUGGAAAAACCCCAAAUGUUCCAUGACCAUAUAGGAGACCAAGAACUACAAGUGACCGAAGAUGAUAGGAUCUGGGUCAAAGGGUGGUUUCCUGUUCUCUUUGAACUUUCGAGAGUCAUCAAUAGGUGUAAGCUGGACGUCAGAACGAGAGGACUGACGGUGAUGUUUGAGAUCAUGAAGAGCUAUGGGAACACGUUUCAGAAGCACUGGUGGAAAGAUCUAUUCAAGAUCGUCUUUAGGAUAUUUGACAACAUGAAGCUCCCUGAUCAGAUGGCUGAGCAGAAGGUUGAGUGGAUGAUGACAACCUGCAACCACGCACUGUUUGCCAUAGUAGAUGUCUUCACACAGUACUUUGAUAUCCUCAAGGAUAUUCUCUUAGAAGACCUUCUCCAACAACUGCUUUGGUGUGUCCAACAAGAUAAUGAGCAGCUGGCAAGGUCAGGGACCAACUGCAUGGAGCAGUUGGUCAUCUCUAAUGGACCUGACUUUCAACCUGAACUGUGGGACAGGAUCUGUGCUUGCAUGCUGGAGAUCUUCAAAAGUACUAUACCACAAGGGUUGAUAUCCUGGAAGCCUGAGGAACAACCCUCGACAACAGAGACAGACAUCAUCAGUCAGAGAUCAGAGAAUGAAGUAGAGCCUGCUGGCAGUGAAGUUGGAGGGGAGCCAUCAUCGCCAUCAGAGAGGAAAUCUAAUCUGAAGUGGAAGGGUAGCCAGCACAGUGUGGCUAGUGUCAACAGCACCGAUAGUAAAUCAAGCAAGGCUACCUCGGAUUAUCAGAAAACUGCAGCGGACCAAAGACUCUUCACCUCCCUACUCAUCAAGUGUGUAGUCCAGUUGGAAUUAAUACAGACCAUUGAUAACAUAGUCUUCUUUCCUGCCACCAGCCGGCAUGAAGAUGCUGAGAAUUUGAAAGCUGCACAGGAGACGACGUUAGAUGACAACUCUCUUGCCUCCGAGUCCACAUCGAGCGGUGAGGAGCCCGGGAUGUACCGGUAUCUCUCCACCCCACAGCUCUUCCUGCUGCUAGACUGCUUAUUGGAGUCACAUCGGUUUGCCAAGGAGUUUAACAGCAACAAUGAGCAGAGAGAGAUCCUCAGACAAGCAGGAUUCAGAGGAAAGAACAAGCCUAACUUAUCAACCCAAGAAACCUCAAGUCUUGCCUGUGCUUUUAGAUUGCUCUUCAAGAUGUAUUCUGACGAGAACAGGAACGAUAGCUUGCCGGUCAUAGAAGAGAGACUUAUAGGACUUGUGAAGGAAGCCCUGGGCUACUUCAUCUCCCUGGACUCUGAGAGUCAUCGGACAGCCUGGAAGUCUCUUCUAGUCUUGGUCCUGACUAGGAUCCUCAAGAUGUCUGAUGAGAGGUUCAAAACCCACGCUGCCCACUGCUACAACCACAUGUGCGAGAUCAUCACGUUCGAGCUCCGACCGGAAAUCCGCUCGAUGCUGCGGAAGUUCUUCAUCAGGACUGGUGCCGUCUGUCACAUCGCCCUCACGUGAUGAACCCCGGACAUCCCAACUGAUCUAUGGACAUAGCACAAUAAAAAUCCAGGGUUUAUCAAGCCUUUUUUUAACCACGGAAGGGUCAUGGUAGAUGUAUUCAGUCAAUUCUAUCAUCGGUUACAUGUAUAGGAGUCGGAAGAGCUUCCCCUGUGCAUGUAUCUUCAUCGGCAGUACCAGAAUUCUUAGAGGUACCUUACACUCCAACCUUU